GAACAUUUUCAACUAGGGCUCCGGCUACCCUACCUUUGCCGCCGCCGCGGCGCCGGAACCGAUUCCUCAUUCUACGUCCCGGAGGUUGUGUGAACUACAGACUAUGCAAUGGAGAAAGGGCUAGAUGCACAAACAUCCAGUGGCACGAAAUGGAUGGGAAAGAAGAGGAAAAUGGUUAUUGAACGAAUUGCCACAUGGUUUUCUGAAGCUGGGAUUCCUUUUAAUACAGUGUGCUUAGAGAGUUUCGAUUUAAUGCUAGAUGCAAUUGCACAGUUUGACCCUGGUUUGCGGGGACCCUCUCUUUAUGAGCUUGAUGGGCCAUUAUCACGUAGACAAGUUUUGGCUGUUAAUGAUUCAAUUGAAGAAUUGAAGGAAUCAUGGGCGUAGGAGGGAUGCUCUAUUAUGGUUCAUAGAGAGUGUGAUGCUAGUGGGAGGCCCAUGUUGAACUUGGCAGUCCAUUGUUCACAAGGUGUGUCUUUCCUCCGUUCCAUCCUCCUACCAUCAGACGGCAAGAGUGAAGCAUAUGUUUUUCAACUAGUUGACUCUUGUAUUGAAGAAGUCGGUGAGAAAAACGUGGUGCAUGUUGUGACAAACAUUAAUUCACAACAGCGGGAGGCAAAGAUGCUUACUGCAAAGAGCCCAACAUAUUUUGGACUAAGUGUGCUGCAUCAUGUGUUGACUUGAUUCUUGAAGACAUUGGACAAAUUCCUUUGAUCAAGAAUACAAUUACGAAGGCGAAGUCACUCACUGCUUUCAUUUAUGGCCAAACACGUUUGUUAGACAUGACCCGUCAGUACACCGGCCAACAUGAUUUAGUUCCUGUUGGGAUCACUUAUUACACUACUUGCGGCUUGAACUUGAGAAGCCUUUAUGAUAAGAGGAUUGAGUUGAAGACUAUGUUUGUUUCUAAAGAAUGGGAGGACAGUAAGUUGUCGAAGGGAGCUGCGGGCAAGAAGUUCUAUAAUCUAGUAGUGAGCAAUGAGUUCUGAGAUAGGGUGCUUUAUGCUAUAAACUGUUUUGAACCACUCGUGGAUGUUCUGAGGAGGAUGGGUAGUGGCAUACCUUCUAUGGGAUACAUAUAUGGUGACCUUACAAAUGCUAAGAAGGAAAUUUUCUUGCGCUGUGAAAACAAGGAGGAGCAGUAUUUGCCAAUUUGGGAGCAUAUAGAUUUUAGAUCAGAUCUUGACCAAUUGACACCAUUGCACCUGGCUGGUUACUAUCUGAAUCCUUUCUUCUACUACCAAAACAAAGAUGAAAUUGACAAGUCAGAAAUCUUCAUAGAUGCACUAGAUAAGUGUAUACGUAACAUUUACCAAGAUCCAACUACACGAGUUACAAUUGUCACUCAAUUGAAGCUUUACAGGGCUGCUUCACAGGAUUUUUUGUCAGUUUAUGCAAAUAAUCCUAAAAUAAAUAUUGAUCCCGUUUCUUGGUGGGAGUUAUUUGGCGGUGAAUCAGAGUUGAGCACAAUGGCAGAGAGAAUAUUGAAGUUAACAUGUGGCUCAUUGGCCUAUGAGCAAAGUUGGAUCGAAGUGAUCCAUAAAAAGAAGCCGUCUUGGGUUAAGAGAAAGCAGUUGGAGGAUUCAAUAUUUGUGACAGUCAACAGAAGGAUACAAGCCAAAGCUCAACUGGCAGAGAGAGAUCCUGUACUUGCAUAUCUUCCCAACGAAGAUGAACCUUUUGAAUGGCUGGUGGGCAUGUUCCGCAACGAUGCGCAACGAGCUGAAAAUCAUGCUUUACUUAUGGCACGAGCCAACAGCAAUGAUGAGGUAGGACUUCGGACGCAAGCAAUUAAACCAUUGGAGUAUGAAGAGUUCAUGUCAUCCGAGGAAGAGCGCGAGGAAAGCAAUGGCGAACAACCAUUGAACGAAAAGAAUGCGUCAUCCAGAGCUUCAUGCUCAAAGCGUGCCAAGAGGCCACGGCUCGGCAAAGCUGUCUGUAACAUCGUAAAAUUUACCAACUAAAAUCACUCACUA
Molecule: messenger RNA, 1976 nt
Organism: Setaria italica (foxtail millet)
Lineage: Eukaryota; Viridiplantae; Streptophyta; Magnoliopsida; Poales; Poaceae
Exons: 4
Coding region: 1047-1964 (305 amino acids)
Source: RefSeq, a predicted model, not a curated record